Messenger RNA from Hipposideros armiger (great roundleaf bat), 2129 nucleotides. It is a transcript of the gene AGT, whose product is annotated as angiotensinogen. Gene Ontology annotation, molecular function: serine-type endopeptidase inhibitor activity. Lineage: Eukaryota; Metazoa; Chordata; Mammalia; Chiroptera; Hipposideridae. Gene Ontology annotation, biological process: regulation of apoptotic process; regulation of systemic arterial blood pressure by renin-angiotensin. The record is from RefSeq and is a predicted model, not a curated record. The transcript is spliced from 5 exons. The coding region runs from base 148 to 1581 and encodes 477 amino acids.
GCACAGAACAGUCUGGGAACAGCUCCGCCCCCACCCCUCAGAUAUAAAUAGGGCCUCAGCGCCCAGCCAGAGAAAGAAGCCGCCCUUCUCGUGGGGACUGAAGCGGAAGAACAUUUCAGGUACGUGGAAUCGAGCUCCCCACUGGAGAUGACUCCUGCAAGUGUGAGCCUGAGGGCCACCGUCCUUUGUCUCCUGGCCUGCGCUGGCCUGGCUGCUGGUGACCGGGUGUACAUACACCCCUUCCACCUGCUCGUCUACAGCAAGAGCAGCUGUGACCAGCUGGAGAAGCCCACGGCAGAGGCGCCCAAGGACCCGACAUUCACACCGGUCCCGAUUCAGGCCAAGACAUCCCCAGUGGACGAGGAGGCCCUGUGGAAACAGCUGGUGCUGGCCGCCCAGGAGCUCGAGAGUGAAGACAAGGCGAGGGCGGCCGUGCUGGGGAUGCUGGUCAACUUCAUGGGCUUUCGCAUGUACAAGACGCUGAGCGAGACCUGGAGCGCGGCCAAAGGGGCUGUGCUCGCCCCACCGGCUCUCUUUGGCACCCUGGCCUCCUUCUACCUGGGAGCCUUGGACCCCACGGCCAACAGACUGCAGGCACUCCUGGGCAUGCCUGGGGAGGAUCAGAGCUGCACCUCCCGGCUGGACGGUCACAAGGUCCUCUCUACCCUGCAGACCAUCCAGGGCCUGCUGGUCGCCCAGGGUGGGGCGAGUGGCCAUCCCAGGCUGCUCCUGUCCACGGUGGUGGGUCUGUUCACGGCCCCCGGCCUGCGCCUGAAGCAGCCGUUUGUGCAGGGCCUGACUCUCUUCUCCCCGGUCACCCUCUCACGCUCUCUCGACUUGUCCACGGACCCAGAUCUCGCUGCUGAGAAGAUUACCAGGUUCAUGCAGGCUGUGACGGGGUGGAAGAUGAACAGCCCCCCAACGGGAAUCAGCCCUGACAGCACCCUGCUCUUCCACACCUACGUCCACUUCCAAGGACAGAUGAAGGGGUUCUCCCUGCUGCCGGGGCUCCGGGAAUUCUGGGUGGACAACACCACGUCAGUGUCCGUCCCCAUGCUCUCGGGCUCGGGCACAUUCCAGCACUGGAGUGACACCCAGAACAACCUCUCCAUGACCCGGGUGGACCUCAGCAAGAACGCCUGCCUGCUGCUCAUCCAGCCCCACCACGCCUCGGGCCUGCAAGCAGUGGAGGCCCUCACCUUCCAGCACGACUUCCUCACGUGGACAAAGCAGCUGUCUCCACGGGCCAUCCGCCUGACCAUGCCCCAGCUGGUGCUACGAGGCUCCUAUGACCUGCAGGACCUGCUGGCUCAGGCCAAGCUGCCCACCCUGCUGGGAACCGAGGCGAACCUGGGCAAAAUCAGUGAUGCCAACCUCAGCGUCGGACAGGUGCUCAACAGCGUCCUCCUUGAACUCAAAGCCGAGGACGGACAGCAGCCCACAGAGUCCGCCCAGCAGCCGGCUGGGCCUGAGGUCUUGGAGGUGACCCUCAACACCCCGUUCCUGUUUGCCAUCUAUGAGCGAGACUCCACGACCCUCCACUUCCUAGGCCGUGUGGCCAACCCACUGAGCGUGGUGUGAGGCCUGUCACCACGGGUGAGGGCAGCAGCACAUGGCAUUGCUCAUUUGUCACCACUGUCUCCACUUGUUGUCCGGAUGAGUCAGCGUGGAGCGGGAAAGAAGCCGGUUCUCCUGGGCCAGCGCGGCUGUGUAAAACGAGCCACAGAAGCUGGCCUCAGGGUUCCCGGGUUUCUCUUGGGGGACGUGGGGGCUGCUCAGGACAGCCUUUAGCCCAGGACGACUGUUCUGGAAAGUUUGCACAGACCAGCGUGUCUGUGAAACCAAAAAUUGUUUCCUUUCUAAGUGAGAGCAGACAUUGUGUUUUAAGUUAACAUACACACUUUUCAUUGUCCUGGGCUUGUCUUUAGCUUAUUGAAUCGAGCCUGUCACCUGCAUGCGGUCCCCACCACGCCUAAGCUUUUCCCGCUUUCUCACUAUUUCUUUCCCAUGAUACUUAUGAUUUUUGAAAAACACUAGAAUCUGAAUGUAUGUUAGAAUGUAAUAAAUAGCAUGUCUGAUUAUCCUGUGUUAUUAAUAAAUGUCUUACAACAAAAACCGAAAAAGAAAAA